Molecule: messenger RNA, 3622 nt
Organism: Papaver somniferum (opium poppy)
Lineage: Eukaryota; Viridiplantae; Streptophyta; Magnoliopsida; Ranunculales; Papaveraceae
Product: probable disease resistance protein At5g63020
Exons: 2
Coding region: 22-3336 (1104 amino acids)
Molecular function (GO): protein binding; ADP binding
Source: RefSeq, a predicted model, not a curated record
AUCCAAAAAUCUCAACCAAGAAUGGCGGACUGGAUUGUGACUCCCACUGUUGAGAUUAUCAAGUGUUUUGUAUCUCCAAUUAAGCUUCAUGUUGGGUACUUUGUUCAACAUGAGAAAAAGUUUGGAAAACUUAAGACCAAAGUCCAAAAUUUGAGUGUAUUAAGAUCAGAUUUGCAACUUAAAGUUGAUGCAGCCAAGAGAAAUCUUGAAACUGUUUAUCAACUUGUAGAGGAUUGGUUUGCACAAGUGGAUGCGGAAGUUGCACGCUAUGAAACACUAGAGGCGUUAGUGAAUGGUCAAGAUCUUGAUCAAAUCAAAAAUAUUAGUCGUCGCUAUGGCGUUGGAAAAAUGAUAAGAGAAAAAACAAAAAUCAUUGAUUUACUUAUUCACCAAGGAAGGAAUUUUUCAAGUGUUUCUCCAGGUGCAGGUUCACUUCAUGGUGUAGAUUUUCUUCCGAAAGAUCCAGAUUUUGAGUCAUUUCCAUCAAGACAGUCUGUUACGGAUGAACUCAUGAAAGCGCUGAGCAAUGACGAUAUUACGUUGUUUGGGGUAUAUGGAAUGGGUGGAAUUGGAAAGACUAUGUUGAUUAAUCAAAUUUGUAACCAAGUUAAAGAUGAUAGACUUUUUGAGGUGGUCGUAAUAGUAACUGUGUCUCAGAAUGUGGAAUUGAAAAAGAUACAAGCUAAAAUAGCCGAUGUGUUAGAGUUCGAAGCGAUUAAACAAAUCGAGGAUGUAACCACAAGAGCAUCGGUUUUAUCAGCACGGUUGAUGAGGGAACAAAGCGUACUCAUUGUCUUAGAUGAUCUGUGGACAGAGGAUUUCAACUUACACCAUGUGGGCAUACCUUAUGGACAAAACAAAGGCUGCAAGGUUGUUGCCACUACAAGAAUCCUUAAAAACUUUUGUGGUUCUCAUAAAUUUCAAGAGAGCUUUGAGGUGAAGACCAUAAAAGAGGAUGAAUCAUGGGAUUUGUUCAUGAAGAACGUUGGCGAUGUUCCAUAUUCUGCUGUGGCCAGGGAGAUCGUCAAGGAGUGCAAUGGUUUGCCAAUAGCACUUGUUGUGCUUGGCAGGGCAUUGAGAAACAAAGACACUCUAGUAUGGGAAGAUACCGCUCUUCAACUAAAGGAUUCUCACAUCGAAGAAAUCGAAGGUAUGAAUUCCAAAGUUUUCUGCUCAAUAAAAUUGAGUUAUGAUUUCCUCAAGAAUGAUAUAGAGAAAAGAUGUUUCCUGCUUUGUUGCUUAUUCCCAGAAGAUUAUAAAAUAGCUGUGACUAAUGAAUUGAUGAUGUACUUUAUCUGCGACACUCAUUUGCGUGGAUCGACUAAUCUAAAGAAAGUCAGGGGCAGAUUGCACACAGUAUUGCAAUUACUUACUGAUUCAUGUUUAUUAUUGCGCGAUGAGAAAAAGUCUCUUGUGUGGAUGCAUGAUAUUAUUCGUGAUGUGGCGAUCUCAAUUGCAUCGAAAAAGGACCAUGGUUUUUUUGUAGAAGCUGGAAAGGGGUUAACUGAGUGGCCAUCCAGAAAUGCUCAGUUCGCACGACUAUCGCUAAUGAGAAAUUCAAUCAGCGGACUUCCUGACCAACCUGAAGUUCCUCAUCUAGUAAGCCUGUCUUUGGAAGGAAAUAAGACAUUGAAGGACAUUCCAGAUCGUUUCUUUCAAGGUAUGAAGCAAAUGGAAACUCUUGAUUUGCGCUCAAUUGGUAUAUCUAAGUUACCAUCUUCGCUUUCAUCACUUGUAAGUCUCCGCACACUUUAUCUAGAACAUUGUGUUUUUGAUCCUUCAACUGAUAUAUCUCUAGUUGGGCAUUUAAAGAAACUUGUAAUUCUUAGUCUACAAGAUUGUAAUUUGGAACACCUGCCACAUAAAAUAGUCGAGUUAACUGGUUUGAAGUCGUUAAAUUUGUCGCACAACAAGUCUCUGCAAGUUCCACCGAAUGUUAUCUCGAGGUUGUCUCAGUUGGAAGAGUUAUACAUGAAGGAAAGCUUCAGCGGAUGGGAAAUCGAAGGCUGGCAAAGUGAAAUGAAAGCUAGUUUAGAUGAGCUAAUAUUUUUAUUAAAGAAAGGUACAUUAACUACUCUCCACUUCAGUUUAGAUAAGAGUCGUAGUGAGCUUCAUUCCGAGGAGGAUGGAUUAAGUAGAAUCCGUUUGGAUGUAACUUUUGGCCAGAGAACAGGGUUAGACUAUAGGGCUUGUCACAAUUUCCUUGAUCUUAUGGUUUCGCCUCCAAUUUGUCAAAUCAUUAUGGUGUUGUUGGAAAGAGUGGAAACGCUAAAAGUAAAAAAGAGCAACCAUCUGAAGAGCAUGGCACAAAUUGUUCCAACUCAUGUUGGACUCAAAAAUAUGAAGUCUCUUGGUAUCGAAGAAUGCAAUGGCAUGGAAUUUCUGAUGAGGGUACAGGAAGCAGCGGUUGCAAGAAACACUUUCAGCGCUUUUGAAGAUUUAGUCAUUCGUUCAAUGGAUAAUUUGAAGAAACUAUUUGAUGGACCUAUACCAAUAGGAUUCAUUGACAAAUUAAAACAACUGACCGUAAACAAGUGCAACAAUAUGGUCAAUAUUUUCGACUCAAAUUUGUUCAAACGGGUAUCGAAUUUAGAAGAAAUUAGAAUAGAAGGUUGUAAUAUGCUAAGGGAAAUAUUUAACUUAGAAGAAGCAGCUGAAUCUAUUUCUGGAGAGGGAGGUAAUAAUGUCACUAUAUUUUUCAAACUAAGAAAGAUAGAUUUGCAAUGCUUGCCAUCUCUGGAAAUUAUAUGGAAAGGAGUCAUUCCAGAUGGAGCUGGAUUUGACAAUCUUCUAAUACUAGAGCUUUAUGGUUGUGACAGAAUUAAUCAUCUAUUCUCUCCAGACAUUGCUCCACAGCUUCGACAGCUAGAGGAACUCAACAUUCAGUAUUGUCAAAGUAUGGUUACACUAAUUGCACCAGAGGAAGGCGUGGUAGGAUCCUCAUCGACUGCUUUAACUCCUGAAUUAGGGUUCUUUCCUAAGCUUAAAAAGCUAAUCAUUGAAACCUGUGAGAAUUUUGAGCAAUUAUGGGUUGCUAGAAAUCUUGCAAAUUCUGAUAAGAAUCCAGUUCUACUUCCGGAAUUGAUUAAGCUAGAACUCAAGGAUUUGCCCGAGCUUAGUGAUUUGCAUCAAGGGUCAACCAGUCUGGAAUGCCCUUGUUUACAACAUUUGGAAGUAGUUGAUUGUGAAAAUUUGAAGAGGAUUUGUUUGUCGCAUCAAAGAACACCAAAGCUAGAAAAGAUUGUGGGGAAUGACGAGACGUGGUUUGAAAACAUUGAAUGGGAAAGUCCAGAUGACAAACAACAUAUGCAUCAUCUUUUCUCAGCAUUAUGGUGAAUUAAGAAUAAAAUGAUGAAGAAGAAGCAUUAUGAAGGAAAGGGUGAGAUUUAGGUGGUGGUCAAAGAGGUGACUUUAAAGUAUAGAUAGGAAGUGAAUGUAAUGAGAAACGCGGCCUUUUUUUUUCAAGAUCAGAUGUAAACUUUGGACUAGUGAAACCAAGGUUUGCCAUUUUUGUUCGGUGGUUUUCAUAUCUUUAUGUGAUGGGCCGGAUAAGUUUAGCUUGCAACCUCCAAGUUUCGACUUCCCGAUACGCCAUUAUAAUUGUGUAAUCCGGCUGUACAAU